AUGGCCUCCCAGCAGCCCUCCGGCCUCACUGCUGAGCAGACAAAGGCCCUGUUCAACAUCCUCACCCAUUUCGAAACGUACCAUGAGAUCGAAGACUUCAAGAAGCCAGAAACCAUUUCCGAUUAUGGCUACCCCUUUGCGCAGAGCUCCAAACCCGGCGAGGCCGUCGCCUACGCCCCAGAAUCCUCCGCACCCCUCCUACAAUCACUCUUCACCAGAUUCGUCCUGAAGCUGCCGGGCGUCUCCUCCUUUGUCCCCGAGUUCUGGAACAUCCGCGUCCAGGGUAUCCUCAAGAACUUCGCCGAAGCCGAGCUGUCCGAGAGCUACGAGAAGGGCGCUUUGGGUACUAGAAAGACCCUGGCAACCGCCUCGUCCACUGUCAUAGAGACCGUCGCGCGUGGCAUGAUUGGUGGCGGACCCUACAGUGAUCCGGCGACCCGGCUAAAGCAGUAUGAUUUGGAGAGGGCGGAAGACCUGGCACAAGCGUGGGAUGAUGCUAUGCAUGACCUUGUUUACGGGGACCUCUGCGACAGCUUGCUCGACCAUCUUGCAGAGACGGACGAUUUUGAGUCGCACUCUCCAAUGACCAGGGCGGCGAACGAGUACAUCAUUGUUCACCUGGCUGGACUUGCCCACCAAGUCCUUGUUGUCUCCCCCGAGGGCCAGUACUUAGUCAAGCUCAUGGAGCAGGUUCACAAGAUGGUACCAUACAACAUGGUCCGGCAGACACUCAAGGUCGGUAAUGCUGCGACCAUGAUUGCAGGCAUGAUGAAGAUCUUCCUGGCCAAGCUCAGUGUCGGCUCGGUCUCGAACUGGUUUGGCCUCACAAAGGAUGCUGCAGACGGCAUGAAUCUUAUGCAGAGGAUCAUCUCCGUCAUCCUCGGCUGGGACUGCGCAGACUUCAAGAAGACGGUCGACAGGAUCGCCAAAGACAAGAACAGGCCAAGCAAGGGCGCCCUGGACGCCAUUAAGGCCCAUACCCAAUCACCUCCAGCCGAGCGCGAAGUAAUCCGAGCCAUGAGCGCGCAGCAAGACAAGUCCAUCAUCGCCGUCAUCCUCGAUACCGCGAACCCUAUCCUCUUAUCUGACCUCAGCGAGGAAGAGCACACGAUGUGCCUGGAGUACUACGCAGCACUGCUGGCUAUCCGCGACCGGGAAGAAAUCAUCAGCAUCCUCUGCAGGCAGAGCCCGGACUACCUCACCCAGGCUGUCCGCGAGGCAGUAGCGGGGAUGGAUCCUAUCAUCCGCGCCGUACAUAACAAGGUUGACCUCUCGGACCACGUCAGGGACUACCACAUGUUCCUUGACCAGUUGAUCGCCUGCAGCAAACCGAGGAAGGGAAAGAACAAGGACGAUCCGGAGACCAUGCCAACCGUGGAGGACUACGUCAAGCUGUGCAAGAACAACAAGCACCUCCUGUACAAGUGGCUGCACGCUGUAGGUGGUAAAUGCCCCGAAGUGAUGGACCAGUUCAGAGCGUGGGCAAAGGACUCCCUGGUUGCGUUCCACAAGACGAAGAAUGGCGGCGCGAGCAUCGAGCAGCAGCUCGGCGACAUUUUCAACCAGGUUCCCGACAAUAGCAGGGCGGCUCUACUUCCAAUCAUUGACGCUCACGCCGUGUACCUGCGGGACCUGGAAAGACUGUCCUUGACGCGGAUGCAGACCAUCAUCGAGGGCAGGUCGACAAGCAUGGCCGGUCCGGGUAUCUACUUGGUGCGGUGGCAGAACCUGAUGGACGACACCCUCAUCACGCCGGUGAGGCCCGUCGGCCCGGUGCGAUUAGGCAGAGACGUCCAGGGGGCGGCGCCGUCACAGGGUAAGCGGGGUUCCGCGUCGAGCGAUGCUGGCGAGAUCAUCGCGGCGGUACGCGACAUGAAUCUAUCUUCUCUACCUGAAGCGCCAGACGUGCAGGCCGUCAUUCAGGCGCUGGGGCCUAGGUUCAAGCAGUUGCUCACGGUAGCGUCUAGAGCCAACGGUCCUCCAAAGAAUGGCGCAGCCAAUGGACAUGCUGUGUUGGUUUAA
Molecule: messenger RNA, 2022 nt
Organism: Colletotrichum godetiae
Lineage: Eukaryota; Fungi; Ascomycota; Sordariomycetes; Glomerellales; Glomerellaceae
Product: PX-associated-domain-containing protein
Exons: 3
Coding region: 1-2022 (673 amino acids)
Molecular function (GO): phosphatidylinositol binding
Source: RefSeq, a predicted model, not a curated record